Molecule: messenger RNA, 1572 nt
Organism: Spinacia oleracea (spinach)
Lineage: Eukaryota; Viridiplantae; Streptophyta; Magnoliopsida; Caryophyllales; Amaranthaceae
Source: RefSeq, a predicted model, not a curated record
UGAAAACCUUAGUCUAACUUACACUAUAAAACACAUGAAAAAAAAAAAAAAAAAAAAAAAGUGAUGGCAGAUUUUUUUUGCAUAAACUUAUCUUCAUAGUUGCCACUCCAAUUUGCUCCUUGAAUCUCCUCCACCCAAUACAUAAUCCACUCCUCCAUCACCCACUUCACUACUAAAUCAAACUUAACUCUGUUUUUCUCUCUCCUCCUUUCAUUUCUUAUUCUUCCAAUCAUCGUACUCCGCCAUGACCACCGCUGUCACCGCCGCUGUUUCUUUCCCCUCUACCAAAACCACCUCUCUCUCCGCCCGAAGCUCCUCCGUCAUUUCCCCUGACAAAAUCAGCUACAAAAAGGUUCCUUUGUACUACAGGAAUGUAUCUGCAACUGGGAAAAUGGGACCCAUCAGGGCCCAGAUCGCCUCUGAUGUGGAGGCACCUCCACCUGCUCCUGCUAAGGUAGAGAAACAUUCAAAGAAAAUGGAGGAAGGCAUUACAGUGAACAAGUUUAAGCCUAAGACCCCUUACGUUGGAAGAUGUCUUCUUAACACCAAAAUUACUGGGGAUGAUGCACCCGGAGAGACCUGGCACAUGGUUUUUUCCCAUGAAGGAGAGAUCCCUUACAGAGAAGGGCAAUCCGUUGGGGUUAUUCCAGAUGGGGAAGACAAGAAUGGAAAGCCCCAUAAGUUGAGAUUGUACUCGAUCGCCAGCAGUGCUCUUGGUGAUUUUGGUGAUGCUAAAUCUGUUUCGUUGUGUGUAAAACGACUCAUCUACACCAAUGACGCUGGAGAGACGAUCAAGGGAGUCUGCUCCAACUUCUUGUGUGACUUGAAACCCGGUGCUGAAGUGAAGUUAACAGGACCAGUUGGAAAGGAGAUGCUCAUGCCCAAAGACCCUAACGCGACAAUUAUCAUGCUUGGAACUGGAACGGGGAUUGCUCCUUUCCGUUCAUUCUUGUGGAAGAUGUUCUUCGAAAAGCAUGAUGAUUACAAGUUUAACGGCUUGGCUUGGCUUUUCUUGGGUGUACCCACAAGCAGUUCUCUUCUCUACAAAGAGGAAUUUGAGAAGAUGAAGGAAAAGGCUCCAGACAACUUCAGGCUGGAUUUUGCAGUGAGCAGAGAGCAAACUAACGAGAAAGGGGAGAAGAUGUACAUUCAAACCCGAAUGGCACAAUACGCAGUUGAGCUAUGGGAAAUGUUGAAGAAAGAUAAUACUUAUGUCUACAUGUGUGGUCUCAAGGGAAUGGAAAAGGGAAUUGACGACAUUAUGGUUUCAUUGGCUGCUGCAGAAGGCAUUGAUUGGAUUGAAUACAAGAGGCAGUUGAAGAAGGCAGAACAAUGGAACGUUGAAGUCUACUAAUAACUCUUGUACAAAGAUCUCUUAUUCCUUUUUGUGAAGCAUCUUCUAUAUUUAUCUAUUGCCAUUAUUAUCUCACUGCACCUUGUAGAUAGGUGGGUAAGUUUUUUUCCCCAUAUUGUAAUGACGAUAAGCCAAUUGCAUUUUAGCACCAUAGUAUAAAGCUCUUGUUGGAAGACUACUUUUUCAGCUAAUAUAUACAUGGUUGACAGUCACUUGUA